Molecule: messenger RNA, 1369 nt
Organism: Melopsittacus undulatus (budgerigar)
Lineage: Eukaryota; Metazoa; Chordata; Aves; Psittaciformes; Psittaculidae
Gene: COLEC10
Product: collectin subfamily member 10
Exons: 6
Coding region: 153-986 (277 amino acids)
Source: RefSeq, a predicted model, not a curated record
CAUGGUCGAACUCCUUUCUUCACUUUAUUUAGCUGUUCUUGCACGUAGCUCCCAAUCUUUCCACUGCUUCAGUUAGUGGAGCAUUUAUUUUUGAGUCAGCUGCAUUUGUCAAGACUGUAACAACGAAAGGCAUUUCCUGAGAAUCUGCAAGGAUGAGCAGCAAGAAAGAACAACAGCUAAGGAAAUUCGGGACCCUAGUUGUGUUUUUUAUCUUCCAAGUUCAGAUUCUGGGUUUUGAUGUUGACAAUCGACCUACAACAGAUGUCUGCUCGACACACACAAUUUUACCUGGACCAAAAGGGGAUGAAGGUGUAAAAGGAGAUAGAGGAGAAGUGGGCAAACAAGGAAAAGUUGGACCAAAAGGACCUAAAGGAAAUAAAGGACCUGUGGGGGAUGCUGGUGACCAGGGAAUGCUUGGGAAAAUUGGCCCAAUUGGUGGAAAAGGUGACAAAGGAGCCAAAGGUUUACCAGGGGUUUCUGGGAAAAAGGGAAAAGCAGGCACGGUCUGUGACUGUGGAAGAUACCGCAGAGUUGUUGGACAACUGAAUAUCAACGUUGCUCGUCUUAACACUUCCAUCAAGUUUUUAAAGAAUGUUAUAGCAGGUAUCAGGGAGACAGAGGAGAAAUUCUAUUACAUCGUGAAAGAAGAGAAGAAUUACAGAGAAGCCUUCAUCCACUGCAGGGACAGAGGAGGAACACUGGCCAUGCCUAAAGAUGAGGCAACCAAUGCCUUGAUUGCUGACUACAUCUCCAACAGUGGCCUCUUCCGAGCCUUCAUUGGGCUGAAUGACAUGGAGAAGGAAGGACAAUUUGUGUAUGCAGACAACAGCCCACUGCAGAACUACAGCAAUUGGAAGGAAGGGGAGCCUCAUGACCCAGCUGGACGCGAGGACUGUGUGGAAAUGCUCAGCACAGGAGAGUGGAAUGACUCUGAGUGCCAAGUCACCAUCUACUUUGUCUGUGAAUUCCUCAAGAAGAGAAAAUAAAAGUGCCAUAGAAUUCCUCUGGCACCUGCUGUGCAUGCAAUAUCCCCUCUUCAUUCACCCACCGUAGGGAGAGCAGACAACAAGGGACAGGGCUCAGUCCAGCCUUCACCUCACUGGGUUAAGCAAGAGUAACUGCUGUUAAGAUGGCAGUGACUGCAAAGUCAGCACAGGCAUGCAGAGAGCAUCCAGCCAGUUGUAAAUUCUGAUUUCAUUUCUAUGUGCCAUUUAGGGUGGGCAUUUCUACACAUAAUUUAGGGGCAAAUUUAGAGCACACAGAGGUGAAUAUGAGUUCAUUAAUGCUAGGAAUGGUAAACUCACUGGUUUAUUAAUUACUGAUGUGUUUCACAAAGUCCACAGACAGAAAGAGUUGGGACCUUUACUUA